UGUGCCAAUAAUAUCAACUCAUGUCUCACCUCAACAACGAAUUAUUAAAAGAGAAUUUGACCAGGCUGAUUUUGAAGGAAAUCGAUAAGAAACGUUAUGAAAAAAGGCAACAAUUAUUAGCCAGACGACGAAAGUCGCAGAAACAUAAAGUUCCAAUAGACCCUUAUGUUAUUCAACAAUUACGUAAUAAAGAAAAAAGUGGAGCAUCAAAAGGUUCAAGAAGGGUUUUAAGAGAGGGAAAAUCACCUUCCCCGCCAUUAAGCCGUCAAAAAAUAAAACGAAAAGCAGAGUGGUCGCAAGGAGACGGACAUACAAUUGCUAAAGUCCAGAGAAAAGUCAACAAAAAACAAUCACAAAGAGCUUCAAGAUUAUGGGUUAAAAAUCUGAAGAAAAGAAAUUUAGAGUUUCGCUCAUAUAAAACAAAAAAUAAAUGGGCAAUAAGAAAACCGACACAAAAGGAUAUCAACAGAUUUAAACCAUCUCUUUGGUAAAAGAUGGCUGAUUACACUAAAUUUCUUGACGAUCUAUACAAUAAUCCAGAAUCACCUGCAGCUUUUUCAGGAAUUGAUCGACUUUGGUAUGAAGCACGUAAAGUUUUCAAACAUAUACCAAGAAAAGCUGUUCAACAUUACUUAGAAGGGCAUAGAACAUACACUCUUAUGCGACCCAAACGUAUUCAUUUUAAAAGAUCAAAAACUGUAGCAGCUGGAUUUAUGACAGAUGUACAAGUUGAUUUGGCAGAUUUCCAACAACUUUCUAGACAUAAUAAAGGAAAUCGUUAUUUGCUUCUAGGUAUUGAUGUCCUUUCUAAACGUGUUUUUGGUGUUCCUGUCAAGUCCAAAAAGACUGAAGAAAUGAUAGAAGCCUUCAAAAAUUUAAUUUCACAAAUGCCAAUGAAACCUCAACGAAUUUUUUCAGAUAAGGGGACAGAAUUUAAAAAUAAACAAAUGAAGGAAUUUUUUGAAAAUGAGGGGAUAGAAAAGCAUGAGCCAACACAUUCUAUCGUCAAAGCUUCAGUUGC
Messenger RNA from Meloidogyne enterolobii, 1021 nucleotides. Lineage: Eukaryota; Metazoa; Nematoda; Chromadorea; Rhabditida; Meloidogynidae. The record is from the annotation of a GenBank genome assembly.